Messenger RNA from Aspergillus alliaceus, 603 nucleotides. RefSeq names its product peptidylprolyl isomerase. Gene Ontology annotation, biological process: rRNA processing. The record is from RefSeq and is a predicted model, not a curated record. The transcript is spliced from 3 exons. Lineage: Eukaryota; Fungi; Ascomycota; Eurotiomycetes; Eurotiales; Aspergillaceae. Gene Ontology annotation, molecular function: DNA binding; peptidyl-prolyl cis-trans isomerase activity. The coding region runs from base 166 to 528 and encodes 120 amino acids.
CCUUCGCCAACCCAGAUCUUGGAAAAGGCAAAAAAGAAACAUAAAGACCAAGAUAAGGACACCCUUCUCGAAAAUUUCCAAAACAAACAAAAUAAUUUAAAAAAAUAAAAACCCCCCAAAACCCAAAACCCAAAACCACAUACUAAAAACAACAUCCCCGCAAUCAUGGCGCCCAAGAACAAAGGUGGCGACAAGAAGGCCAAGGGAGGUGAUGAGAAGGGGAGUAAGGGCUUAAAACCGGCUACGUCGAUUAACGUGCGGCAUAUUCUUUGCGAGAAGUUCUCGAAGAAGGAGGAAGCGUUGGAGAAGCUACGCAAUGGGGCUAAGUUUGAUGAGGUUGCCAGGGAGUUUUCGGAGGAUAAGGCUAGACAGGGUGGUUCUCUUGGCUGGAAAGUCCGGGGAAGCCUUGAUGGGUCUUUCGAGAAGGCGGCAUAUGAACUGGAGCCCAGUACCACGGGCAAUCCCAAGUACGUGGAGGUGAGGACUGGCUUCGGAUACCAUAUUAUUAUGGUCGAGGGGAGGAAGUAGUCCCCUCGUUUUCCCUGUUAUGCAUCUAUAACUUCUUCCAUGUCAUGGAGAGGGAUGGACGUUGUCAAAUGAAAU